AUGACCCGCUCUCAACUAACACCGAUGGAUAACACAUAUGAUGAUGACGUCAGUGAUGACGGAAAUAGAUCAUCUACGUUUGGAACUCGAUUGCUAGACCAUGGAUUAAAUUCAGGCUACCAGGAAGGAAAAAGUUCCCGUAGGCUUCUCCAACAAGGUUCCCCUACGCUUCCCGAACAAGGUUCCCCUACGCUUCUCCAACAAGGUUCCCUGCGCUUCUCCAACAAGGUUGCCCAGGGCUACACAAAAAAAGUUCCCCAUCGCUUCCCCAACAAGAUUCCCCUACGCUUUCCCAACAAGGUUCCCCUACGCUUCCCCAACAAGGUUCCCCUACGCUUCCCAAAAAAAGAUUCCCCUACGUUUCCCCAACAAAAUUCUCCUACGCUUCCCCAAAAAAGAUUCCCCCACGCUUCUCUAACAACGUUCCUCUACGCUUCUCCAACAAAGAUCCCCUACGCUUCUCCAACAAAGUUCCCCUACGCUUCUCCAACAAGGUUCCCCUACGCUUCACCAACAAGAUUCCCCUACGCUUCCCCAACACAGUUCCCCUACGCUUCUCUAACAAGGUUCCCCUACGCUUCCCCAACAAAGUUCCCCUACGCUUCUUCAACAAGAUUCUCAUAUGCUUCCCCCACAACGUUUCCCUACGCUUCCUCAAAAAAGUUCCACUACGCUUCGCUAACAAAGAUCCCAUACGUUUCCCCUAGAAAGCUCCCCUACGCUUCCCCAACAAGGUUCCCCUACGCUUCCCCAACAAGAUUCCCCUACGCUUCCCCAACAAAGUUCCCCUACGCUUGCCCAUCAGGGUUCCCCUACGCUUCCCCUAACAAAGAUCCCCUACGCUUCCCCAACAAAGGUUCCCCUAGGCUUCCCCAACAGGGUUCCCCAUACGCUUCCCCAACAAGGUUCCCCUACGCUUCCCCUAACAAGGUUCCCCUACGCUACCCUAACACAGUUCCCCUACGCUUCUCUAACACAGAUAUAACUCAUAUAACUCAACUCCCAUACGCUUCCCCAACAAGGUGUCCCUACGCUUGCCCAACAGGGUUCCCCUACGCUUCCCCUAACAAAGAUCCCCUACGCUUCCCCAACAAAGGUUCCCCUACGCUUCCCCAACAGGGUUCCCCAUACGCUUCCCCAACAAGGUUCCCCUACGCUUCCCCUAACAAGGUUCCCCUACGCUACCCUAACACAGUUCCCCUACGCUUCUCUAACACAGAUAUAACUCCUCCGUGA
Liolophura sinensis is the source of this 1236-nucleotide messenger RNA. RefSeq lists its product as uncharacterized. The record is from RefSeq and is a predicted model, not a curated record. NCBI's taxonomy places the organism in Eukaryota, Metazoa, Mollusca, Polyplacophora, Chitonida, Chitonidae. The transcript has 2 exons. Bases 1 to 1236 code for a protein of 411 amino acids.